Pediculus humanus corporis (human body louse) is the source of this 3444-nucleotide messenger RNA. Its product is annotated as transmembrane protein 16F, putative. Gene Ontology annotation, cellular component: plasma membrane. Gene Ontology annotation, biological process: chloride transmembrane transport. The coding region runs from base 1 to 3444 and encodes 1147 amino acids. The transcript has 15 exons. NCBI's taxonomy places the organism in Eukaryota, Metazoa, Arthropoda, Insecta, Psocodea, Pediculidae. Gene Ontology annotation, molecular function: protein dimerization activity; chloride channel activity. The record is from RefSeq and is a predicted model, not a curated record.
AUGUCGACAGCAUGGGUUAAAUCAACGGAUAAAGUUGAAUUUUGCGAAAUCGAUUGUAAAAACAACAGCAACAACAGCAACAGCAACAACGGCAGCAACAACCGACAGGAACAAAAUCAAAAAUCACAAAAUUGGAUUCAACAGGGAAUCGCACGAAUCAACACGAGGAGAAGAAUCAAAAGAUUUGGAUCGUGUAAAAGAUCCGUUGAUAAUUAUUCUAGAUUUUUCCUUCACAUUGAUUCAAACGAUCUUCCAUUAUAUUACGAAAGAUGUAGAGAAUUCGCACAGGUACCGGAUAAACUCGGUAACAGCAUUUAUUUUUCCGAUGGAAUACGAAAAAUCGAUUACGUAUUGGUAUUCACUAAAAAUCUCGAAGAUCCGAAAAAGCGAAAAAGUCUCGACAAGAUAGCAACGGAAUCAAUAACCAACAUCUUGAGUCAAGACAAUAUCGACUUAUCUAAAAAAGAACAGUGGCGUAAUCAGUUUUUGACAAAUAUUAAAAAAUCAGGUUUGGAAAUAGAAGAAGAAAUUAUCGAACAUGGGAAAAAAGCAUUCAUUUUCCUUAAAAUCCAUGCAACGUGGCCGGUUUUGUGUCGAUACGCCGAAGAACUCAAUUUGAGAGCACCUCUAUUGUUAAAAACGGAAAAAUCAGAUUUGAGAAACGGUUCGGAUACUUUUUUAAAAUAUUUCGGUAUAACGAAUCCAAUGGAAUUAACGAUGCCGACUCAACCCUUACAUUUUUACACUUGUCCUUUUCGAGAGAACAAACUUCACAGGUUUUUAGGGAGCGAAAACAAAGACACGUAUUUUACAACGAUUCAAAGGAUUUGGAUUGUAAACGAAGUACUUUCCAGUGCCGUUUUUGGAACUCAAAGAAAAGGAGAAGUUGGAAUUAAUCGAUUAGUACACGAAGGUGUUUUCAAUGCUGCCUACCCGUUACACGACGGCCCUUAUUUACCGGAGAAAAAAGAAAACAUAAUACAAAAUCCAGAAGAAUUAAAUCCUCGUCAAAUCUUAUACGAAUAUUGGGCGAGAUGGGGAAGAUGGUACAAGUAUCAACCGCUGGAUCAUAUAAGAAAUUAUUUUGGAGAAAAAGUCGGAUUUUAUUUUGCUUGGUUGGGUUUUUACACGUCUUGGCUUUUUCCAGCAGCUGCCGUCGGAAUUUUAGUUUUCCUAUACGGAUUAAUAACGGUUUUUGAUAAUCCUUAUGCGAACGACGUUUGCGAAAAACCUGGAAAAUAUAAAAUGUGUCCGCAACACGAAUUUGGAAAAUUUUGGGAUUUAUACGAUAUUUGCACUUACAUACGAAUCUCUUAUUUAUUCGAUCAUCCUGGAAGCGUUUUUUAUUCCAUUUUUAUUAGUUUUUGGGCCGUUUCAUUUUUGGAAUACUGGAAAAGAAAAUGCGUCACGAUUGCAUAUCAAUGGGAUUGUACGGAUUUUCAAGGAGUUGAAGAAAAACCUAGAGCCGAAUAUGCUGCCAAAGCUCCAUACAUAGCCGUUAAUCCAGUUACUGGAGUCAGAGAACCAAUGUUUCCAAAAAACGAAAGAGGAAAAAGAAUCGCGACCGGUUUGGGUUUAGUUUUUGUCAUGAUAUCAGUCGUUAUAAUAUUUAUAUUUGCGAUAAUAGUAUUCAGAAUAGCCAUAGCCAUUCCACUUCAUAACAUGAACAUGACGAGAGGUUACGCACACACGAUGGCCAAUUUAACCGGAGCCGGACUUAAUUUUAUUAUUAUUAUGAUAAUGAGUAAAUUUUACGAAUGGCUCGCGCAAAAAUUAACUCGUUGGGAAAUGCAUCGGACUCAAUCGGAAUACGAUGAUAAUUACACGUUUAAAGUUUUCGUUUUCCAGUUUGUCAAUUUUUAUUCUUCCAUAUUUUACAUAGCAUUUUUCAAAGGAAGAUUCGUGGGUUAUCCGGGAAAUUACGUUUACAUAUUCAAUAUGAGAAACGAAGAAUGCGAAGAAGGUGGAUGUUUAAUAGAAUUGGCACAGCAGUUAGCCAUAAUAAUGAUCGGUAAACAAGUUAUUAAUAAUUUCAUGGAAGUUGGUAUGCCCUGGGCGAAAUCGUGGUGGUUGAAAAUACAAGUGAAAAGAAAAAAUAGUAAAAAUUCAAAUUCUGAACACAUACAAAUACAAGAAGAUUAUUACACGUCUCCAAACGAUGGCUUAUUUCAAGAAUAUCUCGAAAUGGUUUUACAAUUUGGUUUCAUAACACUUUUUGUCGCUGCUUUUCCACUUGCUCCUUUAUUCGCAUUACUAAAUAAUUGGGUCGAAAUAAGAUUGGAUGCGCAAAAAUUUGUUUGUCACACGAGACGAGUCAUACCCGAAAGAACUGAAGACAUAGGAAUGUGGUUUAAAAUAUUACAAUAUUUAGCUCACAUAGCCGUGAUAACAAACGGACUACUUAUCGCCUUCACGUCAAGAUUUUUAAUGAAACUUCUUUAUCAAUACGAAUACAAUUGGUCGGAAAAAGGUUACUACGAUUUCAUAUUGAGUUGGGCUCCCAAUGGCACAUAUACGGAAAGAUGCAGGUACAGAGGUCAAAGAGACGAAAACGGAAAUUACACAAUGUUUUUUUGGAAAUUGCUCGCCGUGCAAUUUGCUUUCGUUUUGGCAUUCGAGUAUUUUGUUUUUACCGUGUGUCGACUCAUUGACGUUUUCGUAGCAGACGUACCACCUAAAGUCGAUAUUAAAAUAAGACGUGAAAGAUAUCUUGCAAAACAAGCACUUCUCGAUAACAGUUUGAACAAUUCGGAACGAAUCGUCGUAAAAGAAGAAAACACGGCGAAACCUCCUCCAUCUCCACCUCGUAAAAAACUUAAAAAACUUCAAAGGCAAUCGAAUAUAAAUCCGAGCAAGAGUGAAUUUUUACUAUCGGAAAAAAUGAUAUCACCCGAUAAAGUUUUAUCGAUUCCGAAUUUGAGAAACGUUUUGGAUAAACAAGCAGAAGACAAAAGGAAAACGUCAAAUAAAUCCACGCAAACGACAUCGAUAUUGCUAUUCGGUAAUAAAAAUCACAGAAUAUAUAAAGCUAAAAAAAAAUGGACGACGUUUCCAUUUACAAAUGGCGACGAUAAAAAAUUUGAAAAAAUAACACAAUCGGAAGAGGAAGAGGAUACCUUAGGUAGUCCAACAACCACGAUGAGCAGCGACGUUUUCCUACCCUCCAGUCAAUUAACAUCAAAUUUUAAUUGCGACAACAUAAAAAAAAUGUUUUUCUAUUCGACGUUUACGAGAUCACCGACAUUAAAAUCCGAUUCCUUAUCAUUUUCAAGUCGUACAAACGAUAAUGAUAACGUUAAUUACAGGAGAAAAAGUUACGAAUCGGGUGAAAGGGAAACUUCCGGUUUGAUUAUUCAAGAACGUAAACCCAGACCGAGAAGUUGGUUGGAAACGUCCAAAGGUUUGGCAAAGGUUCAUUUCAAAGCAAAUAAAUUUUAUCUUUAA